AUGGCGAAGGUAUUCGAUGCCGCAGAAGUCGCCAAACACAAUACUCCCGACAGUUGCUGGGUGAUCUUGUAUGGCAAAGUAUACGAUGUCACCAACUUUCUCUCUGAACACCCUGGUGGGGCUAAGAUUAUCCUGAAGCUCGCCGGCAAGGAUGCCACCGAGGAAUAUGACCCCAUUCAUCCACCAGGCAUCCUGGAGGAGAACCUCAAGCCCGAAGCGCUAUUAGGAACGGUUGACCCAGCUACACUGCCCAAGGUGCAAGGGGAGCCUACUCCUGCAGCGACGGCACAGCAGGAGGAGGGGCCCGUCCCCAUGGAGGCACUUCUCAACAUGGACGACAUUGAACAGGUAGCCACGAAGAAUGUCAGCCAAAAGGCCUGGGCCUACUACUACUCAGCGGCCGACGAUAAAAUCACCAAGAGCUUCAACACCGAGGUAUAUCGGUCUAUUCUCUUGCGACCCAGGGUCUUCGUCGACUGCACAGAAUGCGACUUGGAUAUUUCUGUCUUAGGACACAAGUUGGGCAUGCCUAUCUAUGUCUCUCCUGCUGCUAUGGCGCGCUUGGGUCAUCCUGCGGGAGAGGCAGGCAUUGCUGAAGCGUGCCGCAGCUUCGGCGCGAUGCAGAUCAUCUCCAACAAUGCGUCCAUGACACCGGAGCAGAUUGUCAAGGAUGCGGCGCCUGACCAGGUCUUUGGAUGGCAAAUCUACGUUCAGAUCGAUCGCAAGAAGAGCGAGGCGAUGCUGGCCCGCAUCAAGAAACUCAAGGCGAUUAAGUUCAUCGUCCUCACACUUGACGCACCAGUUCCUGGGAAAAGAGAGGACGAUGAGCGGGGCGGUAGCGUCGCCGCAGUCAUGUCUAUUCCCAGUGCUGCGAAAGCGGCUGACAAGGUCGCUGAUGGUGUACCGGCUUCGGGUGGUGUUGGAAAGCAACUGUUUGCGGGUACAGACCCCACCCUCACUUGGAAAGAGACCCUGCCCUGGCUCGCCAAACACACCGAUCUUCCCAUAAUUCUCAAGGGUCUUCAGACUCAUGAGGACGCUUACAUUGCAUCUCUCCACACACCGCAAGUCAAGGGUAUCAUCCUCUCGAACCACGGGGGGCGUGCUCUCGACACUGCACCUCCCGCAGUGCACACCCUUAUGGAGAUCCGCAAAUACUGCCCUGAAGUAUUCGACAAGCUCGAUGUCUGGGUAGAUGGUGGCAUCCGGCGCGGCACUGAUGUCGUCAAAGCUCUCUGUCUGGGCGCCAAAGCGGUUGGAAUCGGACGGCCUGCUCUCUGGGGCUUGGGAGCCGGUGGCGUUGACGGAGUCAAGCGUACUUUGCAGAUUCUUGCCGACGAGACCAUCACUUGUAUGCGGCUGCUUGGUGUUCAAAGAGUGGAAGAAUUAGGGCCACACCAUAUUAAUACCCGGCUCGUUGAGCAACAAAUUUUCGACGGACCUCCUGGUCUCGAUUCCAUACGGAGUGCCUUCCGCGCGAAACUUUGA
This is a messenger RNA of Aspergillus clavatus NRRL 1, 1488 nucleotides long. Its product is annotated as FMN-dependent alpha-hydroxy acid dehydrogenase. The coding region runs from base 1 to 1488 and encodes 495 amino acids. Gene Ontology annotation, molecular function: oxidoreductase activity; heme binding. The transcript has 5 exons. The record is from RefSeq and is a predicted model, not a curated record. Lineage: Eukaryota; Fungi; Ascomycota; Eurotiomycetes; Eurotiales; Aspergillaceae.